UGGGCGGAGACCCAGGAAGUGACGGCCGUGCUGGUGGUCCUGGUGUCGGUGAAGUCCGCGGCGCCACCUCUGCGGCCACCGCGUUCCUGGGCGAUGGAGAAUGGAGUGGUAUACGGCCCCACCACGGAGGAGGACCCGGGCCCAGGCAGGGGCCCCCGGAGAGGCCUCGCCUCCUGCUUCUCCCGGGGCCGGCUUCCGUUGCGUCGGCUCGCGCUCAAAGGCUUGCAGCUCUUGCUGUCCCUGCUGGCCUUUGUGUGUGAGGAAGUCGUGUCACAGUGUACACUGUGUGGAGGACUUUACUUUUUUGAAUUCGUAAGCUGCAGUGCCUUUCUUCUGAGUCUCCUCAUCCUGAUUGUGUACUGCACUCGCGUUUAUGACCAAGUCGAUUCUACCAAAGUCAAGCAGUCGGAUUUUUAUAUUACUAUGGGAACAGGAUGCGUGUUUUUGUUGGCAUCCAUCAUUUUCGUUUCCACACAUGACAGGACCAAAGCUGAGAUCGCUGCAACUGUGUUUGGAUUUCUAGCAAGUAUUAUGUUCCUGUCUGACGUUGUCAUUAUGUUCUGUGAGAGACGACAGGAGUCCCAGAUGAGGAAACCAGAGGCUACCAGGAGGGCAGGGCCCCUCACAGAACCCCUUAAUGCUUAAGGACUUUGGGGACUGCGUGUUACAUAAGAAUUCCUGCCUCCGGUCUGGACGAGAACAAGAUCUUUAUUGUCAUCAAGAACUCCCUGGAAUUUGUACAUUCUUCAGAGUUUUGUGUUUUGUUUCGAUAAAGAACAUUGUGUAUCAACGUGCAGUCAACUUCGAGGAGCAAAAAUGUAAUUUAAAUAGGUCUUAACCAGUAAGGACAAUGUCUUUCCUAAGAAGCCCGGGUAGGGCAGUUCUGUGACUGGUCAGAGUUCAGUGACUCAGUGGUAUUAUCAGGCGCCCAGACUCUUUCCAUGUUUUUCUGCCCAUCCAUCUUCUGCUGUGAGUUUUUAUCCUUAGGGUUGACCCUUGAUGGUGUAGCAAGAUGGAGGCAACAUGUCCAGACAUCGUCCACUUGCACGACAAUGUCCAAAGGCCCGAAGGGAAGAGAUUGUGUAUUUCUCUGUCCCGAAGGUGUUCCUUUUUCCCAGAAGCCCCUCAGUGGACUUCACCUACUUGCCUUCUACUAGAAGACUUUCAAUGCCCAUUUCUAAAUCGCUUACUGACCUGGAGAAUGGCAUUACUGAAGAAAUGGCCUAAAGUAAUCCAGAUUCCUCUCCUUUGAUGGGAACACCCUUGGAAGCAUAUAGCCUUCCAUUACCCGAACAGAUUGGUUCUGUAGCAGGAGAAGGGCCACUGGCCUGGGGUUCAACAGUAUCUGUCAUAAGCAGGUUGAGGAUCGGGCCCCAGCUAGGGGAAAUAAAAUUCCAUUUAAGAACAUUUCGCAGGCCUGACUACCCCAAAACAAUUUAAAAUAGAAAAACUAACGGUUUUGAUGUCUAGACUAAAUUAUAGUUGUACAAGUAAUGGGUGCCAUAGAAAAUUGGUUUAAUAAAAGAUGGUAAGUAUUGUUCUUUUCCUGA
Messenger RNA from Neomonachus schauinslandi (Hawaiian monk seal), 1550 nucleotides. It is a transcript of the gene CMTM6, whose product is annotated as CKLF like MARVEL transmembrane domain containing 6. The transcript is spliced from 5 exons. The record is from RefSeq and is a predicted model, not a curated record. Bases 94 to 645 code for a protein of 183 amino acids. Gene Ontology annotation, cellular component: membrane. Lineage: Eukaryota; Metazoa; Chordata; Mammalia; Carnivora; Phocidae.